AUGGCCUUCAUAGACAAGCCUUUCGUGAUACGAGAUGAGACGGUAGAGCCACUAAAACGGUUGGAAAAACUCAGUAUUACUAGUUCUCAUUUACUCCAUCUGCCAGAGAAGCUGCUUUGCAACCUGAAGAAUCUACAGGUCUUGAACAUAUCAUCAAACUGGAUCUCAAAUCUCCCCUUUACCGAUGCUUCUUGUGUGGCGAAUCAGCUUAUCAUUGUUGAUUUCUCACACAAUCGGUUGGAGAGACUCGGGUCUGAGCUAGCCGUGCUGCCAUCGGUUCGACAACUUUCUCUGUCGAAUAAUCACCUAUCGUCCAUAGAAAAGGAGUCAUUGCUGAAAUGUCCGCUACUGCAGCAGCUGGAGCUAAACAACAACUUCUUAGAGGAUGUUGAAAACCUUCCAGAAACCCUAAUUCAUAUUAAUCUGGCUUCAAACCAGUUGACGGCUAUUCCUCCGUCAGUGGCAUCCCUGAAACAUCUUGUGUCCUUUAAUAUGUCCCACAACUCCAUUGAUGAAAGCUCUUCACCUGUGCUUGUCUCGAAAGUGCUGGAAUUUGUUGAUUUCUCGGGCAACCGUAUCAAGGUGUUCCCUUCACGAUUGUUCCAAAACUCAACCGCAACAAUGGUACAUAUUCACCUUGAAAAGAACAUGAUUGCCGAUUUGAAGCCGUUCGAGCUGAUGAAUUUUACUCGACUACAAACGUUGAAUCUGAUCUCAAAUCGACUUGAACGGCUUCGAGAUGACGUAUUCGCUGGUCUCCAUGAGUUAUCAUCUGUUGGUCUUGCAAAUAACUCGAUUGAGAUGUUGGAGCCAGCUGUGUUUGCGGAUUUAGCUAUUGGUGAACUUGACCUAUCGCAUAACCGUCUAACGGAAGUUCCCAUUGCGAUCGCUCGUCUAUUCAAGUUGAAGAGGAUUGAUCUCAGUUACAAUAAAAUUAAGAAAUUACCUCAGUUCGUUUUCAACAAAAUUUCACAUCUCCACAAUAUCGACCUCAACCAUAACGAGUUGUCUUCGGUGACAAGUUUGGCGGAUGCUCUGCCACAGGCAUCAGCUGUCAAGCGACUGGAUGUGUCCAGGAAUCGCCUUGAGCUACUACAAUGGAGCGAACUUCCCCCUCGACUGGAUCAUCUCAUUGCGGACUCCAAUGUUAUCACUCUUUUGGGAGCGGCUAUGAAAUCCAAGGUCCGGACAGUAUCGUUGCGAGGAAAUCGAAUUGAGCAGCUAUCAGCUGAUCAGGUUCCGGAUACUGUCGAGACGUUGGACCUAUCCGCAAAUCGCAUCCAACACGUAGCUCCAUCAACGUUUGCAGCAAAAACUGCAUUGCGAACUCUGGAUCUCAGAGAUAAUCAUCUGGCAGAGCUUUCGGAGGAAUCGGUUGUUGCCGAGGGAGUGCACAGCAUUGAUGUGAGCCUUCAGGGCAAUCCACUGCGUUGCAGCUGUGAAUUUCACUGGAUAAAAAAGCCUGAGGUGGUGAAGAGGAAAGUUAAUCUCAUCGGUAUGUCGGAAACCCUUUGCAUGCAUCCUGUAACAAGUAAGGUGAUUGCGUUAGAUGCCGUGGACACAAAGGAUCUUCUCUGUAAUUACACUCAAGUUUGCGAACCCGAAUGUGUUUGCUGCCAAUUCGGAAAUUGUGACUGCAAAGCCGUCUGUCCAGCUGGAUGUGCAUGCUUUCGAGAUGCUCUAUUUGAGACAAACGUCGUGCGAUGCGAAAAUCUUACUGAAUCCGAGAUGAAGGUUUUCACGCCGGCAGCGGUGCCAAUCUCAGCCACCCAUGUGUACCUGUCUGGGCUUUCGUUACCCGUUCUGAGAAGUCAUUCGUUCCUGGGUAGACCACGUCUUGAGCUUCUGUACAUCAACGCUUCCGGCAUUCGUGGUAUCCAACCGAAAGCGUUCAAUACCCUUCCAAAACUUAAGUUGCUUGACCUAUCAGACAACGCUAUAGUCCAGCUAACUGGAGAUGAAUUCCAUAAGAGUGCCGCUAUUUCCCACCUUUUCCUCAAUGGAAAUCGAUUGAAAACGAUCGAACGAGGAUUAAUGGAGAAGCUGCCAGCUCUUACUACAAUGACUCUGCACAACAAUGAUCUCAGUGACCUGUCGCAGCCGCUAAUGACAUCUGGAGUACGGUCAUUAUCGUUGUCAGGAAAUGCGUUCCGUUGUGAUUGCAGCCCACGAUUUGCGGCUCCUUCGUGGAUUCACCAGAAUCGUGCCAAAGUUGUAGACAUGGAUCGUGUACGCUGUGUAGAGAAUAUCACUGAAGCAUUCCGGAACAACGACACCACCGUUCUUUCCGCUUACCCACCAAAUCUAGGGAACGACAUUUUUACAAUGACUAUGGAUGAGUUCCUCCGUGAUUACAACCGCACUAUCUGCGUACCAGUUUCAUCAGGAUUUUUCGGGCAAGAACCACAAAAUUCGAUAUUGACAGUGAUUUUCCUGACUUCCUGUGUUUUUCUGCUUUGCGCGAUGACAUUUCUUGGUGUUUCGUUGGUCAGGAAAGCGCAUAAUGAUAUGAGUCAAAGGAGAUACAAAGCGUCUUCGUCUCUAAAUUGCUCGUCAACACCAGGGUCUUCACCAUUGCCUGUUCCAUUAUUGAAUUUUGAUGCUUUUGUGAGCUAUUCGAAGAAAGACGAGAAAAUGGUGUUGGAACAGCUUUGCCGGCCUCUGGAAGACGAAGAAUAUGCGUUGUGUCUGUUGCAUCGUGAUGGCCCAGCCUACAAUUCUCGGCUCCAUGCCAUAUCAGAUGAGCUAAUCUCGCAGAUGGAUGCCGCUCAGUGUCUAGUCAUUGUGCUGACGAAGAAUUUCCUGGAAAGCGAAUGGAAAACUCUGCAAGUGAAGACAUCGCAUCAGCUGUUCGCCAAGAAUCGAGGCAAACGUGUCAUUGCGAUAUUGGGAGAGGGAGUCGACCAGAACCUACUAGAUGAGGAACUCGGCCAAAUUCUGAGGAAAAACACCUGUAUCCGUCAGAAGGAUCAUCUGUUCUGGCAAUUACUGCACAGUGCCCUGCCUGCACGACUGGCAAGCUUGCCAGGUAGUGGAGACGAUGGUUCCCAGAUCUACUCAGAUAUGUAUGGUAUAGUACCGUCAGCAGUAAUUUGA
Messenger RNA from Haemonchus placei, 3096 nucleotides. NCBI's taxonomy places the organism in Eukaryota, Metazoa, Nematoda, Chromadorea, Rhabditida, Trichostrongylidae. The record is from the annotation of a GenBank genome assembly.